CCGGAGGGGGGGGGUGCUGCGCAUGCGCGCCGCGCUGCCCGCCCCUCGCCAGCAGCAGCAGGAGGAGGCGGCGGUGGUGAUUCUGGCUGUGGGGAGCGUGAGGCAGUGCGAGCGCCGCUGCCGCCCCCUGUUAUCCGGCAGCCGCAGGUCCGGGCGGAGGAGGCGGGAGCGCCCCGACGGCGGAGGGAGCCAGAGCGGCGGUGGCAGCAGCGGCAGCAGCAGCAGCAGCAGGAGGAGUCUGUGCCCGCCCCCCCCCCCUCCGCUCAGUCCCGUUACAGCCCCCCUCCCUCCGCGCUCCGCUCCGCAGCCACCAACAUGUCGGCGCCGGCGGCCAAAGUCAGUAAGAAGGAGCUGAACUCCAACCACGAUGGGGCCGACGAGACCUCAGAAAAAGAGCAACAGGAAGCAAUUGAACACAUUGAUGAAGUACAGAAUGAAAUAGACAGACUGAAUGAACAAGCCAGUGAGGAAAUUUUGAAAGUAGAACAGAAAUACAACAAACUCCGCCAACCAUUCUUCCAGAAGAGGUCAGAAUUGAUCGCCAAAAUCCCGAAUUUCUGGGUAACAACAUUUGUCAACCACCCACAAGUAUCUGCACUGCUGGGAGAAGAAGAUGAGGAAGCACUGCAUUAUUUGACCAGAGUUGAAGUGACAGAAUUUGAAGACAUCAAAUCAGGUUACAGAAUAGAUUUUUAUUUUGAUGAGAAUCCGUACUUUGAAAAUAAAGUUCUCUCCAAAGAGUUUCACCUCAAUGAAAGCGGAGACCCAUCUUCAAAAUCAACCGAGAUCAAAUGGAAAUCUGGGAAGGACCUGACAAAACGUUCAAGCCAGACACAGAACAAAGCCAGUAGGAAGAGGCAGCAUGAAGAGCCAGAAAGUUUCUUUACCUGGUUCACUGACCACUCUGAUGCAGGGGCUGAUGAACUAGGAGAAGUCAUCAAGGAUGAUAUCUGGCCAAAUCCGCUACAGUACUACUUGGUUCCUGAUAUGGAUGAUGAAGAAGGGGAGGGAGAGGAGGAUGAUGAUGAUGAUGAAGAGGAAGAAGGAUUGGAGGAUAUUGAUGAAGAAGGAGAUGAAGAUGAGGGGGAGGAAGAUGAAGAUGAUGAUGAGGGAGAGGAAGGAGAGGAGGAUGAAGGAGAAGAUGACUAAUUGAACACUGAUGGAUUCCAAACCCCCUUUUUACCUUUUUAAUUUUUCUCCAGUCCCUGGGAGCAAGUUGCUGUCUUUUUUUUCUUGUGCUCAGUCGCCUUGUUCUCUUGAGGUCUCUUUUUCUCUCCUCUACACCAUGGUUCACAAUUUAUUUUGGGGGAAAUAACCUUGAGCAGAAUACAGUGGAAAAGAAUCUACCGGUUUCUGUUUCAAGUUCAUUUUUAUCCCUUUUUGUCUCAAAACAAAAACUGUUUAUGGAAUCAACACACCAUGUUCUGUGGGAAAAAAGAAAACCUUCUGCUCCCUUCACUCUGCUGGAAGCUGAAGAGUGCUAGGCCCCUGUGUAGUAGUGCAUAGAAUCUAGCUUUUUUCCUUCUUUCUCUGUAUAUUGGGCUCAGAGAUUACACUGUGUCUCUAUGUGAAUAUGGACAGUUAGCAUUUACCAACAUGUAUCUGUCUACUUUCUCUUGUUUAAAAAAAAGGAAAAAAAACUUAAAAAAAAUAAAUAAAUAAAAAUGGGGUUAUAGAAGGUCAGCGGGGGUGGGUUUCAGAUGUUUGGGUGGGUUAAGUGGGCAUUUUGACAACAUGGCUUCUUCUCCUUUGGCAUGUUUAAUUGUGAUGUUUAACAAACAUCCUUGCAGUUUAAGAUGACACUUUUAAAAUAAAAUCUUCUCCUAAUGAUGACUUUGAGCCCUGCCACUUGAUGGAGAAUCAGCAGAACCUGUAGGAUCUUAUUUGGAAUUGACAUUCUCUAUUGUAAUUUUGUUCUUGUUUAUUUUUAAAUUCUUUUUUUUUUUUUUUUUUUUUUUUUGUUUCACUGGAAAGGAAAGAAAGAUGCUCAGUUUUAAACGUUAAAGUGUACAAGUUGCUUUGUUACAAUAAAACUAAAUGUGUACACAAA
Molecule: messenger RNA, 2050 nt
Organism: Columba livia (rock pigeon)
Lineage: Eukaryota; Metazoa; Chordata; Aves; Columbiformes; Columbidae
Gene: SET
Product: SET nuclear proto-oncogene
Exons: 8
Coding region: 316-1149 (277 amino acids)
Biological process (GO): nucleosome assembly
Cellular component (GO): chromatin; nucleus
Molecular function (GO): histone binding; chromatin binding
Source: RefSeq, a predicted model, not a curated record